AUGGACAGGAUAAGCAGUUUACCAGAUGGUGUGAUCAUCCACAUUUUGUCUUUCUUACCGUUGGAGAAGUCUGCUCAAACUUCGGUUCUCGCAAAGAGAUGGCGCAUCCUCUUUGCCUUCUCCCCAAAUCUUGAUUUGUUACUGUACCAAAAUGAUAUGCGGCGGCCAAGAUUCUUGAAAUUUGUAGAAAGAGUCUUGUAUGUCUCAGGAAACUCCUCCAUAAAGAAAUUCUCCCUGAGCUGUAGGAAGGGUUAUCGCACCAAGCUUUGGUUACGUGAUGUGCUGCAUCGUGGUGGUCUCUUGGAUCUUGAUCUCCGUCUAGGCAUAGCUGAUGCUGGUCUUCCUUGUGAGAUUUUCACUUGCAAGACACUUGUGGAGCUGAAACUAACUGAGUUUUGUAUUAAGGAGCUUCCUGAGGAUGCUUCUCUCCCUGCUCUUAAGAAGCUUUUCCUGAAAUCAGUUGAGUUGGAAAGCUUCUUUCAGCUUGCCCCGUUCUGGAGGAGUUGGUCUUUGAUGAUUUGA
Molecule: messenger RNA, 522 nt
Organism: Brassica rapa (field mustard)
Lineage: Eukaryota; Viridiplantae; Streptophyta; Magnoliopsida; Brassicales; Brassicaceae
Product: F-box protein At4g22280-like
Molecular function (GO): protein binding
Source: RefSeq, a predicted model, not a curated record